Molecule: messenger RNA, 8904 nt
Organism: Alexandromys fortis (reed vole)
Lineage: Eukaryota; Metazoa; Chordata; Mammalia; Rodentia; Cricetidae
Product: cyclin-dependent kinase 11B-like
Exons: 2
Coding region: 76-2412 (778 amino acids)
Biological process (GO): protein phosphorylation; regulation of mitotic cell cycle
Cellular component (GO): nucleus
Molecular function (GO): ATP binding; protein serine/threonine kinase activity
Source: RefSeq, a predicted model, not a curated record
GUUUCUUCUCAGAGUCCGGGAUCGGCGGCAGCGGCGGCGACGGCGGCGACGGCGGCGCAGGGCGUUUUAACUCAAAUGGGUGAUGAAAAAGACUCUUGGAAAGUGAAAACAUUAGAUGAAAUUCUCCAGGAAAAGAAACGAAGGAAAGAACAAGAGGAGAAAGCAGAGAUAAAACGCUUAAAAAAUUCUGAUGACCGGGAUUCCAAAAGAGAUUCCCUUGAGGAGGGGGAGCUGAGGGAUCACCGAAUGGAAAUCACUAUCAGGAACUCCCCGUACAGAAGAGAGGAUUCUAUGGAAGACAGAGGAGAGGAAGAUGAUUCUCUGGCCAUUAAACCACCCCAGCAAAUGUCUCGGAAAGAAAAAGCCCAUCACAGAAAAGACGAGAAGAGAAAAGAGAAGCGUAGACAUCGUAGCCAUUCAGCCGAGGGAGGAAAGCACGCCAGAGUGAAAGAGAAAGAACGAGAACAUGAACGUCGGAAACGCCAUCGAGAAGAACAGGAUAAAGCUCGCAGGGAAUGGGAAAGACAGAAGAGGAGGGAAAUGGCAAGAGAACAUUCCAGGAGAGAAAGGGACCGCCUGGAACAGUUAGAAAGGAAGAGGGAGCGGGAGCACAAGAUGAGGGAGCAACAGAAGGAACAGUGGGAACAGAAGGAGCGGGAACGGAGGGCAGAAGAGCGGCGCAAAGAGAGAGAAGCGCGUAGGGAAGUCCCUGCACACCACCGCACCGAGAGGGAGGACUACAGUGCUAAGGAAAAGGUUGGCCACUGGAGCCGCAGCCCUCUGCGGCCACCGCGAGAGCUCUUUGAGAUGGGAGACAACCGUAAGCCAGUGAAAGAAGAGAAUAUGGAAGAAGGAGACCUUCUGUCAGACCUGCAGGACAUCAGCGACAGCGAAAGGAAAACCAACUCGGCCGAAUCGUCAUCAGCAGAAUCAGGCUCAGGUUCUGAGGAAGGGGAGGAGGAAGAGGAGGAGGAAGAAGAGGAAGAAGGGAGCACCAGUGAAGAAUCAGAGGAAGAAGAGGAGGAAGACGAGGAGGAGGAAGAGGAGACUGGGAGCAGCUCUGAGGAAGCCUCAGAGCAGUCUGCAGAAGAAGUGAGUGAGGACGAAGACAGAGAAAGUGAGAACCACAUCUUGGUUGUUCCAGAGUCACGAUUUGACAGAGAUUCUGGGGACAGUGAAGAAGGGGAAGAAGAAGUGGGCAAGGGGACCCCACAGAGCAGCGCCCCAACGGAAGGAGACUAUGUGCCUGACUCCCCAGCCCUGUCGCCCAUUGAACUAAAACAAGAGCUGCCCAAGUACCUGCCGGCCCUGCAGGGCUGCCGGAGUGUAGAGGAGUUCCAGUGCCUGAACAGGAUUGAAGAAGGCACCUAUGGAGUAGUCUACAGAGCAAAGGACAAGAAAACAGAUGAAAUCGUGGCUCUGAAGCGGUUAAAGAUGGAGAAGGAGAAGGAAGGCUUCCCAAUCACUUCGCUGAGGGAGAUCAACACCAUCCUCAAGGCCCAGCACCCCAAUAUCGUCACUGUCAGAGAAAUCGUUGUGGGAAGCAACAUGGAUAAGAUCUACAUCGUGAUGAACUAUGUUGAACAUGACCUCAAGAGCCUAAUGGACACUAUGAAGCAGCCCUUCCUGCCAGGGGAGGUGAAGACCCUGAUGAUCCAACUGCUGAGUGGGGUGAAAUACCUCCACGACAACUGGAUCCUGCACCGUGACCUUAAGACCUCCAACCUUCUGCUGAGCCAUGCUGGCAUUCUCAAGGUGGGUGACUUUGGGCUUGCUCGGGAGUAUGGCUCACCCCUGAAGGCCUACACUCCAGUGGUCGUCACCCGGUGGUAUCGCGCCCCAGAACUGCUGCUCGGUGCUAAGGAGUACUCUACGGCUGUGGACAUGUGGUCAGUGGGCUGCAUCUUUGGAGAGCUGCUGACACAGAAGCCUCUGUUUCCUGGGAAGUCAGACAUCGACCAGAUCAACAAGGUUUUCAAGGACCUGGGAACUCCCAGCGAGAAAAUCUGGCCAGGCUAUAAUGACCUCCCAGCAGUCAAGAAGAUGACCUUCAGCGAGUAUCCCUAUAACAACCUCCGCAAGCGAUUUGGGGCUUUGUUAUCAGAUCAGGGCUUUGAUCUCAUGAACAAGUUCCUGACCUACUACCCUGGGAGGAGGAUCAGUGCAGAAGACGGCCUGAAACACGAGUAUUUCCGAGAGACCCCCCUCCCCAUUGACCCGUCCAUGUUCCCCACAUGGCCCGCCAAGAGUGAGCAGCAGAGGGUGAAGAGAGGCACCAGUCCACGGCCCCCUGAGGGCGGCCUGGGCUACAGCCAGCUGGGUGAUGACGACCUGAAGGAGACGGGCUUCCACCUCACCACCACCAACCAGGGAGCUUCAGCUGCUGGCCCUGGCUUCAGUCUCAAGUUCUGAGUCAGAUUGACUGACCUUGGCCAGCUAGAUUGGUGACAGGCAGACAUGAAUCAGGGCAACUUCUUUCUUCCUUUUUUUUUUUUUAUGUUGUUUGUUUUGGGGUGGGCUGAAAAUUUGUAGAAUUAAAUCACAUUUUUCCUUCUGGAAAGGAAAGAGUUUUCAGAGUUGUCUAACUUGCCUCGUGAAAAAGGGUGAGCAUCUGGAGGCGCCAGAGUAGAUGGUCCACCCCUCCGCGUAGUGAGGCCGGUCUGGAGCGAGCUGGCGUUGUCUGCUUGUCGGUCUGGGAGGCUGGUGGCUUGUGUGCGAUGCGUGAGGCGGCCUGCAUCUCGCUGGAGUAACUAAGCCAGACCCAUCCACCACAAGCUUUGGCUCUCAGAACCAGGUGUGGGACAACUUUAGCCACAGUGGGUUUUUAUAUAUGAGGUUGUUAGAUGUUUUAAGUAGUAAACUAUUCUUGGAGGAAAAAAAACAAGUUGAAUAUUUUUAUUUUAAGUUAGAUUAUAAUUUGUCUUAAGGAAAAUAUACAUAUUUUAAGUGUACAGCUUGAAUUUGGUUCCGAAUUUCCAUCUGUGUGAAGCUAAAAAUAAACCCCACCAGUUUCUUGGAGGGACCCAGGAUUUUCUCAGUGCUAACUUCCUGAGUUAUCACAAAGCUAUUUGCUUGCACAUCUGAAGUAAAAGUUGAGGUCCUGCCAUAGAGGUGCCAGUUUUAGUCGUAGUGAAGGGCUAUAGGGGGCUCAGUAACAAUAUGUAUCCAGCAAGAAAAUCUAGAGUAUGUUUCUUAGUUAGGGUUUCUAUUGCUGUGAAGACACACAGUGGCCACAGCAAGUCGUAUAAAGGAAAACAUUUAAUUGGUGUGGCUUACAGUUUUAGAGGUUUAGUUUACUGUCACAGUGCAACAUGGUGGCAUGCAGGCAGGCAUGGUGCUGGAGAAGUAGCUGAGAGUCCUACAUCUUGACUUGCAGAAAGUGGUCUGAGACUGUGUCUUGGGUAUAUGUGAGCUCUCAAAGUCCACCUCCACAGUGACACACCUUUUCCAACAGGACCACAGUUACUACACAAGGCCACACCUUAUAAUAUUAUCACUCCCUUUGGGGAUUAUUUUCUUUUAAACCACCAAAGUGUGUCAGUAAAUUAUCAUUCUUUCCAUCCAUGUGCUUACGUAUAUAUAUUAUUAUAUCUGUAGUUUCUUUGAAUGUAUUUCUUGUUUAAAAUAUUUGUUUGGGCUCUUGAGUAAACAUAUGUGUAGGUGGAAAUUUCUGUCCCUCAAGUCACUUCCAAGUAGCCACACAGAGGCUUAAUAAUAAUUAUAAAUGCUUGGCCAAUAACUCAGGCUUGUUACUAGCUAACUCUUACAACUUAAAUUAACCCAUAUUUCUCAUCUAAGUUCUACCACAUGAUUCAUGGCUUGUUACCUCAUUUUCUAACCACUCUGCUUCCUCUGUGUAUGGCUGGUGACUCUCUGACUUCCUCCUUCUUCCCAGAAUUCUCUAGUCUGGCUCUCCUGCCCAGUCUCUCCUGCCCAGCUAUAGACCAUUAUUAACCAAUGAGAGUAAUGCAUAUUUACAUUGUACAAAGAUGUUCCACAGCAUAUAUGUGCAUGUGAUGGUCAGAAGACAGUUUGGGGGUGUGGUUCUCUUACACCAUGUGAGUCACAUUUGUUCAGGUUGUGGAUUGAACUUCGAUUUUUCAGUCUUGGCACUCUAUCUCACUAGCUCCUGAAUGUAUUUCAUGAUAAGAACUGAUCAAUUAAAGGCCUCAAGUAACAAUAUUUUAGAGUUAUUUACUAAGGUGGAUCUGUUGCUUAAGAAACAAGCAGGUGGUUAAUAUUGACUCCUUGUUUGAAAGUUUAAGACUUAAAAUGAUUUCUGUUUUGUUUAUGAUGCUUUGAAUUGAUCUCAGGCUUCCCACCCUUCCUUCUAAUUCCAGAGCUCAUGCUGCUGGCCUAUGUCUCUACUAUGUUCUUAGCCUGUAGACUCAGCUUUUGACCUUCAGGCAUGCUGACUGCACUCGCGCUGACCUUUCUUUCCCUCUUUCCUUCCCUCUUCCUGGCUUCUUUUCUGCUUUUAUUUUGGGGGAUGGAUGGACAGGGUCUUACUUUAUAGUUGAAGCCUAAACUGACCUGAAGCUCUCAGCAGUCCUCCACCCUGACCUCAGAGCUGGGAUUGUGGGAGUGAGCACACCUGGCCUGGCAAGGUUGUUCCCAUAGUCAGGGGAAAGUGGGUCACCUGAGAACCUACGUUAGUCCAGUUGUUUUUUUAAGGGACAAUUUAUCUGAAUCAGUGCCUGGAAAAGAAUCAGUCAAGUCCUUAAAAUUCUUGACACCAUACUGAGGCCUCUGUACUUUAAGCUGCAAAGUUUAAAGUAAAUGUUUCCAUGUGGCCACCUUGGCUGUAGAAACCUAUAUGUGAUGAGAAUCUGGUUUGAGCUGUGUGAACUCAUACAGAAAGGAGAUGAAUGGGAGAGGUAAUUUUCCCUUCACGUUACCUUGUUUUUGUGCUACUUUGAUCUGGUGUACUUUAGAAAACGCCAUGUCAUUGCUGCUCAUCUUUUGGUGUAGCUUUGUCCUCAGAAACUCUUUGUAAGUAAGAACUCUAUGUAAUUUGCCCAGCUUCCUGGGUACCACAGCAAGAGCACACUGUUGAGUAUGGAUCAUCUACCCCUGAGGAUCAGCUGACGGCAGCUGCCUAUUGUCGUUACCCUGUAUUGCUAUUCAAAUUUGAGGCUGCUACCAAAAAGACUCUUACACCAGAAAAACAGAAAAAAGAGAAACAAAACCUUCAUGCCCUGAUGUUUACUGGAGUUUAUCAUAAAGUAGUCUGUCUUCAGAGAUGCUCUUUCUCCCUUGAGGCUCUGGGCAACAUUUUUUUGUUUGUUUGUUUGUUUGUUUGUUUGUUUGCUAGUUACCUCCAGAUCCUCGUACUUAAAGAAUUUGGAGAUGUAUUCAGAGUCUAGAAAAUAGAAUCUUUUUCUUAUCUUUGAAUCUCUGGGCAUAAGAAUUCCUUGAAUUUAGCAUCAAAUAUUGAAAUCAUUCCCAAUUUUGCCACUUGAUGUUCCACAGGGGAAGGUUUAGCAAAUGCUUGCUUGACAUAUACAAGGCUGGGCAAGUCAGGUCCUGUGCCCAGCAGAGCACACACAGCCAACAAUGGCAGUACACAAAGAAUGUCAGGCUCACUGGAUGACUGGUUAGCAUUUGUGCUCGAGGUGGCCAGAUCUGUGAUUGCAAAUGAUUGGCAACUGACUGCUAAAGUUGGGGGUGUCUUUCUGUUCUCAGCUCCAGAAAAAAGUGCCAGAGAAAGUACAGCCUGGUGUUAUGUCAUGUGGCUGUUACUGCUAGCACCAGGAUGGCUGAGAUUACAAGAUGGAAAAUUUGGGGCCCAUCUCUGAAAGGUUAGGGGGAAGGAGGAGUAAAAAUAUAUGUGCUCAACAAUCUUAAAGCUAAUAUAUUUCAGAAUAUCUUCUAUAAUUGUUCUCUCUCUGUUUCUCUCUCACCACCACUGCCCCCUCAGAAUGGACAAGUUUAAGUGGGUUCACUAGUCUAAAUGAAAAGCUACACCUAGACAGUUCAGUUUGGUUUUGUUGAAUGGUUAGGAAUGGUAAUAGUGUUUGGACUAGAUACUGUAAGCCAUACAAAGAGCGACAGUACUUUGUGUGCAGAGAGCUGUUUUGUGGUUGUCAGGAUGGAUUCGUACAAGUGUUCUUGUACUGAUGGACUCUGUUGAACAUCACAUCUUUGUAGUAUUGUGGCUCAUGCCUGCAGGGUACUAAGUAAUCCAAUAACAAAGAUUAGAAAACUCUGGGUCAUAUUUUAAAGGUUUAUUUUUUAUUUUUAAUUGUACGUGUGUGUAUAUAUAUAACCAUGUACACAUGAGUGCAGAUGCCCUUGGAGACCAAAGUUGGAUCCCCAUGGAGCUGGAAUUACAGACAACAGACGGUUGUAAGGUACCUGAUGAGGAUUCUGGGAACCAAUCUUGGAUCUGUCUUUGAAUAAGGUGUGUAACCGAGGAAGUCAGGAAUAAUUGAGAAGAAACCCAGGGACAAUAGACAGAUUUACAGGUGGUGCUAAGGGACACAAUGUCUACCAGUUGUAGUAGGUGAGUGCCUGUGUCACAGCUGCCUCCACACACCCAGCAAUCUCUCGAGCAGUGCUUCCCAACCUUCCUGACGCUGCCACCCUUUAGAGCAGCUCCUCAUGCUGGGCUCACCCCCAACCAUUAAAUUAUUUUUGUUGGUACUUUAUAACUGUAAGUUUGCUGCUGUUAUGAAUUGUUACAUAAAUACUUUUGGAUACAGAGGUUUGCCAAACGGGGCAAGACCCACAGGUUGAGAACCACUGCUCUAGAAUAUUAAGAUGUUUCCAUUGUUAAGAUCAUGAAGUUCCAUAGUUUUAUUUUAAAAUGAGGACCUGUCCCUAUAUUGGAUAUGUCUCUGAUAUCAAACACUGUUCCCUGAUGUUAUUUCACUUGUAGUUUAGAAACUAGCUCUGCAUAGUCUCCCCUUCGCUGUCCAGCUGGGCUUGUUAUUGAAGGUUGAGGUUCAGGAAUUUAGUGGCUCUAAUCUGGGACUCUGGUCCACUGAGAACUUCCCUGAUACUUCCUAGCUCUGUGGUUGCUGCAGCUGACUCCACAUGCUAGCCCAGCUCUGCCUGGUUCUUUACAGCUCCUUGAUGGCAUCUAACUCUUACCGGAGCUAGGCAGACUCUGAGAAACCUUGAGAAUCUGGGGCCUUUCCCUGAGAACACACCCCACAUAGUACCUGUUGUUUAUUUAUGUAUUUGCAUAUUUAGCUUUCCAGAAUAGCUACCUGCUGCCCUCUUCUGGUUUCGUAUUAGGUUGCCCUUAAGCCAAUUAUGUUUUAUAAUCUCUAGAAUUCCAUUGGUGUCUUGGAGAGACCAGUGGUUUCCAAGCAUGACUUGCUUGUGAGAAUCUUUUAGUUUUUCUUUUGAACAUAGUUUUCCACUUUUAGAGAUUCUUAUUUAAUUAAAUUUGGGGAAGAAGGCUGGUUAUUAGUAUAUUUAAAACAAAACACUUGAGUGAUAAGAACCUCCAGCCAGUGAUUAAAAUCUAUCCAUAAGAUAGGUAGUCUUUGGGUGCCUGGAGGACUUGUGCUGCUUAGCUAUAGUCCUCACACUUGAAAAUACUACGGACAAAAAGGAAAAAGAUGAGGUGUAUGGGGGACUCCACCUUCUUCAGGAGGGAAUAUAGCUUAGGCAGAAAGAAAGGCCCACAUGGUUCCUGCCAACUUGGGUCAUGGCAUAUGCGCUUGCCUGUGCUGGUUUGACACCCACUGGAACUCUCAACAGUAUUUAUAGUAGUCAGGACUGAGGGAAGUUGACUCUAAUUUUAUGGAGUCUUGACCCUUUAUUUUUUGUGUUUUGAAGUGUAUAAAUCACUCAUGCCAACAUCUUCCUUCUUGGACUGUGAUAGAGUGGGAACAGUGGCCCAUCCUCCCAGUCCACCAGAUGAAGGGAUGGUCUUUGCUGAAAAGUAGAGGAUGGAGAUUUUAAUGUGUUGGGAAGAACAAAUAAAGUGGUCCAGUGCCCCCUAAUCGAGUCUUUGGGUACUGACAUGAGCUUUGGGUUUCAGUAGAAUUUGGGUGCACAUAUGCAUAAUCAAGCAGUUGUUGCUAGAGUAUGGUCUAGUUGGUAUUAGUUCUGGUUCUGCAGAGGCCCGAAGAAUCCUUUUAUUUUUCAUCACAUGAAAAGAUCAGUCUGGUUCCCACAGCGGGCUUGCUGCUGCUCCCCUGCCCUCAGAGACAAUUCCUUCCGUGUGAGAGGGUCUGUCCCAUGAGGAUGUGGUCUGCUUGGACUGCGGCUGAUUGUGUCUGUUCCUCAGCCUUGUUGAGAUGAGGAUAGGGAUGUGAUAUGUUGGUAGACACCUCUUGUGACUCUUUUGGGUGUAUAGAGUCAAGCAGGAGUCUGAUCCAGAGUCAAUGACAGAGAUGCCAGGCUUCACCUUGCCCCUUUAAAGUCCCCUUGUGGGCUCAAGUGAGAAGUUAGUGCUUUUUCACAAGAAACUUAAUGAAAUAUACGUGUGUGUGUGUAGUUUUGGAAGUUCUGGUUAAGACAGUGGUGUUUAUAGGGUUUGGGGUUAUUUAUUUCUUUUUUAUCUUUGGAUUACUUAUUUUAAUUCUCGAAUAUUUGAAGCAUAUAUGGUUCUUCUGAUCUCUUCUAUGUCUGUUGACUGUUUAGAUGCCUGCUGUACGUUUCAAAAUAAAUAAUUUUGCAUGCUAAAUUGUAAAACUUAAGAUGUCGGCAAUUAUUUGGUUAGGGCUGAUGAUGUACCUUGGUGUCGAGAGCUGCUGAACAGGCAAAGACUUUGGUUUCCUCGCAGCACCACAAACAUCAAGAGUCAUAUGUUUGGAAGUUUAAUUUCAACUUUAUUGGACCCAUUUCAUUCUCUUUCAUUUGCAUAAAGGUUAUGAAGCAAUUAUCCAGUUGAAUAAUUUAUAAACUUUUUAAACUGAAGGAAUGUAAUAAAAAUAUUUUCUUAAA